GACCCCGCCUAUUCUGCUCGUGUCACAUGACUUAGUGCUUUUGCCUGUUCGCAGAUCUGGUGACAGCAGAGAGUAAGAGCAGCGAUUCCACCGGCAAGAUGUCUGGCAAGGACAGGAUUGAGGUGUUCCCUUCUCGGAUGGCCCAAACCAUCAUGAAAGCUCGUCUGAAAGGUGCCCAGACAGGACGCAAUCUUCUUAAGAAAAAGUCUGAUGCCUUAACCCUACGCUUCCGACAGAUCCUGAAGAAAAUUAUUGAGACCAAAAUGCUAAUGGGAGAGGUUAUGAGGGAAGCUGCUUUCUCACUUGCUGAAGCCAAAUUUACAGCAGGGGAUUUCAGUACAACUAUUAUUCAGAAUGUGAACAAAGCACAAGUGAAGGUUAGAGCUAAGAAAGACAAUGUUGCAGGUGUAACACUACCAGUGUUUGAACAUUAUCAGGAAGGAGGGGACAGUUAUGAGUUGACGGGUCUUGCACGAGGUGGUGAACAGCUGACUAAACUGAAGAGAAAUUAUGCGAAAGCUGUAGAGUUGCUUGUAGAACUGGCCUCCUUGCAGACCCCACUUGUUGCGGGCAGGGAGCGGUUGGCCCGCACGGCAGUCUGCAACUGUGUUUGCAUAGAAGAGAUUGCAGAAGCGUGGGAGUACAAUCUGUUCUCAGAGUCUUCGACUCUAUGUAGCAGAUUUAUUGUGGAGGACUCUGACAAAAAGGAGAGCUUUACGCCCACUGACCCAAGCACUGAGAGAUGCGAGUAUUGCCUAUCAAUGGGGAUACCCAUUCCACCUACGGUCAUUAUUCCUAAAAUUGAACGAACGUUAUCCUACAUUAUUACUGAACUGGAUGAACGUGAACGAGAAGAGUUUUACAGAUUAAAAAAGAUUCAGGAGAAGAAGAAGAUUAUCAAAGAGAAGGCAGAGAAGGAGCGUGCAAAGUGGAAUGAAUCAGGAGGUUCUGAGCCAUUCAAUCUUCUUGCUGAAGACCGUGAUGAAGACCUGUUGUUUGACUAACCAGUCA
Nanorana parkeri is the source of this 1011-nucleotide messenger RNA. RefSeq names its product ATPase H+ transporting V1 subunit D (gene ATP6V1D). The record is from RefSeq and is a predicted model, not a curated record. Gene Ontology annotation, cellular component: proton-transporting V-type ATPase complex. Lineage: Eukaryota; Metazoa; Chordata; Amphibia; Anura; Dicroglossidae. The transcript is spliced from 11 exons. The coding region runs from base 99 to 1004 and encodes 301 amino acids. Gene Ontology annotation, molecular function: proton-transporting ATPase activity, rotational mechanism.